Molecule: messenger RNA, 636 nt
Organism: Nerophis lumbriciformis (worm pipefish)
Lineage: Eukaryota; Metazoa; Chordata; Actinopteri; Syngnathiformes; Syngnathidae
Source: RefSeq, a predicted model, not a curated record
AUGAACAACGAGGGGGAGGCGUCGACGCGGGAGCUGUCCAAGAUGUCGGACCGGGACCUGCUGGCGUGCUCCAAGGAGGAACUGCUGAGCCGCCUGCGCAAGGAGGAGUCGGAGAAGAUCUCGGCGCUGGUCCAGCGGGGGCGCCUGAUCAAGGAGGUGAACAAGCAGCUCCAGGGCCACCUGCUGGAAAUCCGCGAGCUGAAAGUCAUCAACCAGCGUCUGCAGGAGGAGAACGCCGAGCUGCGCGACCUGUGCUGCUUCCUGGACGACGACCGGCUCAAGGUCAAGAAGCUGGCGCGCGAGUGGCAGCACUUUGGCCACCACGCCGCCAAAGUCAUGCGCGAGGACCUGGGCGGCUACCUGAAGAAGCUGGCCGAGCUGGAGCGCACCCAGGACGGCCUGCUCAAGGAGAACCUGGACCUCAAGGAGCUCUGCCUGGUCCUGGAGGAGGAGUGCGUGGGCCGCGGAGUCGGCGGCGGCGGUGGCGGCAGCAGCGCCGGCGACGCCAGCCCCGCCGGCUCCGCCGAGCUGGCCUCGCCCUGCAUGGCGGCCCGGGACCUGGGCGACGGAAGCUCCAGCACGGGGAGCGUGGGGAGCCCCGACCAGCUCCGCUCCGUCUGCUCGCCCGACGACUGA